Candidula unifasciata is the source of this 739-nucleotide messenger RNA. The record is from the annotation of a GenBank genome assembly. NCBI's taxonomy places the organism in Eukaryota, Metazoa, Mollusca, Gastropoda, Stylommatophora, Geomitridae.
AUGACAAAGUUCAAGCUGGCAAUGGUCCAGAUGGCAGUUGGAAUGUCCAAGUCAGAAAAUGUGGCCCACGCUGUGAAGCUGAUAUCGCAGGCUGCAAGUGCUGGUGCUAAUAUUGUUACGUUGCCAGAAUGUUUUAACUCUCCUUAUGGGACAAAGCACUUUCCAGAAUAUGCGGAGGAAAUCCCUGGCCCAUCAACUCAGGCACUGGCUGAAGCUGCCGAGGAAAACUCAGUAUUUGUAGUUGGGGGUUCCAUCCCUGAGAGAGACGGAGACCGGCUCUUCAACACCUGUACCGUGUUCGACCCCAGAGGGGAACUGGUCACCAAGCAUAGAAAGGUUCAUUUAUUCGACAUUGAUGUCCCGGGAAGGAUCACAUUUAAGGAAUCUGAGGUUUUAUCCCCUGGCAACAAGCUUACCAUUUUCCAAACACCGUACUGCUCUGUUGGGGUGGGCAUAUGCUACGACAUCCGCUUUGCUGAGAUGGCCCAAGUCUAUGCCAGUAAAGGCUGUUCCUUGCUGUUGUAUCCUGGUGCCUUCAACAUGACCACAGGUCCCGCUCACUGGGAACUCUUGCAACGAGCACGGGCCUUAGACAAUCAAGUCUUUGUGGCUACAGCCUCACCCGCCAGGGAUGCGUCUGCUGGCUACAUCGCUUGGGGACAUUCCUCAGUGGUCAAUCCCUGGGGCGAGGUGAUAGCAACCACAGAUGAGGCCGAGAGCAUCGUCUAUGCUAACAUCG